UCUUGAAUAGUUGUCUAUUUUUAUUCAUAAACAAAAUUUCGUAAAGUAUUAAUAUUAUCUAAAAAUGAAUCAACUUUUACUUUUUUCCUGUUUACUUAUUAUAAGCACAGUUGCUGGAGCUCCUUCAGGAGCGGAUGAUCAAAAAACGGUACCAGUUAAACCAUUCCAAGCUCAAGAUUGUAAUUUACCAAUUGAAGAUGAUACAGAAUUUUCGUGCAGAGCUUUGAUGCCUAGAUAUAUGUGGAGCGUUAAAGAGAAAAAAUGUGUCGGCGAAUUUUAUGGUGGAUGUCAUGCUACUAUAAAUAACUUCAAAACUAAAAAAGAGUGUCAAGAGAUUGCUGAACCAGUUUGUUCGAAAAUCUAAAAUUCUCAUUUUUUACAUUCCAAUAUCACAAUUAAUAUCUCAAACAAUUAGGUUUGGUAAUUACGGUGAAUUGGUGAAUAUUUAAUUAUGUAUUGUUAUAAUAUUUAAAUUUAAUAAAAAUAUAAUUUAUUUGUUA
This is a messenger RNA of Diorhabda sublineata, 500 nucleotides long. RefSeq names its product PI-actitoxin-Axm2a-like. The coding region runs from base 65 to 364 and encodes 99 amino acids. Lineage: Eukaryota; Metazoa; Arthropoda; Insecta; Coleoptera; Chrysomelidae. Gene Ontology annotation, molecular function: serine-type endopeptidase inhibitor activity. The record is from RefSeq and is a predicted model, not a curated record. The transcript is spliced from 2 exons.